Messenger RNA from Gekko japonicus, 6854 nucleotides. RefSeq names its product E1A-binding protein p400-like. The record is from RefSeq and is a predicted model, not a curated record. NCBI's taxonomy places the organism in Eukaryota, Metazoa, Chordata, Lepidosauria, Squamata, Gekkonidae. Gene Ontology annotation, molecular function: ATP-dependent chromatin remodeler activity; ATP binding. The transcript is spliced from 41 exons. The annotation marks the transcript as partial.
GUCAAAUACAACACCCCACCUCUUCUGUAUGGCUCCCUUCGAGAGUAUCAGAAGAUUGGCUUAGACUGGCUGGCAAAGCUGUACAAGAAGAAUCUCAACGGCAUUUUGGCAGACGAGGCUGGCCUCGGCAAAACGGUGCAGGUCAUCGCGUUUUUUGCGCACCUGGCGUGCAACGAGGGCGAUUGGGGUCCUCACCUUGUCGUUGUUCGGAGCUGUAACAUCUUGAAGUGGGAACUUGAACUGAAGCGUUGGUGCCCCGGGCUGAAAAUCCUUCUCUAUAUCGGCAGCCAGCGAGAGCUCAGAGCAAAGAGACAGGAGUGGUUGGAACCCAACAGCUUUAACGUCUGCAUCACCUCCUACAAGCAGCUUUUCAAAGGCCACCAGGCGUUCAUGAAAAUGCGGUGGAAAUACCUGGUCGUCGAUGAGAUGCAACAGAUCAAAAACAUGACCGAGAAGCACUGGGAAGCUCUUCUCUGUCUCCGCAGUCAGCAUCGCUUGCUCCUGAUAGACACACCUUUGCACAACACCUUGAUGGAACUGUGGACCAUGGUGCACUUCUUGAUUCCAGGGAUCUCCAAAGCGUACCUGGAUUUCCCGGUGAAAGCAGCCAAUGAAGAGAAUCAGGAUUACUGCCACAAACUCGUCAUAAGGCUGCACAGAAUGAUCCAGCCAUUUAUUUUACGAAGGUCAAAGAGAGACGUGGAGAAGCAGUUGACAAAGAAAUACGAGCACGUGCUGAAGUGUCGGCUUUCGAACCGGCAGAAAGCCAUGUACGAAGAUGUCAUAUUGCAGCCGGGAACUCAAGACGCCCUCAAAAGCGGGCAUUUUGUCAGCGUCCUUCAUGUUUUGAUGCAACUGCAAAAGAUCUGCAAUCAUCCUGACUUGAUAAACCCCCGGCUUUCCAGCUCUUCCUAUGUCUCAGACACGUUGCAGUUUAGGACUGCCUCGCUGGUCUUAAAAGCACUUGAACACGGCCUUUGGAAGGACACAGACCUGAGCCUCUUUGAUCUGAUCGGGAUCGAGAACAAUAUGACCCGGUACGAGUCACAGGUGCUGCCAAAGCAGAAGGUCACCCGGAAGCUCAUCGAAGAAAUCUACACCUCUCCUCCACCUCCCCCAAGACCCAAUCCGGUAAAGCUGAAGCCUAGCAGAUUAUUCCAACCGGUUCAGUAUGGACAGAAGCCCGAAGGCAGGAUUGCAGCGUUUCCAAGCACUCAAGUGCAACGUUCGGCAACCACGGCAACGGUGGCUCAGCAGGGACAAGUGCGAGGAAGGUCACCCGUCGCUACGGUGUCUGCGAAUCAAGGUAAUAAAGGUAUUGCAAUUCUUGUUCUCUCCUCCGCCGCCGCACCCCAGUUUCAGACCUCUCAGGCUUCCGCCAGUGCUCCAAGACCGCAGGCAGCAGCAGCGACCUUCGCCACGGCAGCUAGCCCGGCCCAUCCAGCCAAACCGCGGGCCCAGACCGCCGUGCAGGCCUUACAGCUAGGCCAGGCCCCCUCCACACACACCAUCCAACAGAGUGUGCUGCCUCAGAGGCUGGUAUUGACCUCUCAGGCCCAGGCACGGUUGCCCAGCGGCGAAGUGGUGAAAAUAGCCCAGCUGGCUUCCAUUGCAGGGGCCCAGGGCAGGAUUGCACAGCCUGAGACUCCCGUGACGUUGCAGUUCCAAGGGAACAAAUUCACUUUAUCUCACAGUCAGCUGCGUCAGCUCACAGCGGGACAGCCUCUGCAGCUGCAAGGCAGCGUCCUGCAGAUUGUUUCCGCUCCUGGGCAGCAGUAUGUGCGUCCUCAGGCUCCGGUUGUGAUGCAGACAGUGUCUCAAGCCGGAACCAUACAAAAUGCUCUGAACGCUUUGGGAAAUCAGCAUCAAGCCAGCUUGCCGACUUCAGCAAUGACCCCUCAAAUGUGUGUUCCAGGUAGAACAGUGGGAACUAAUUUACCAUCGGGGGACUCCACUUCUGCUUUGAAGCCUGGCCUUCUCCAUGGAGGACAUUCACAGGAAUCGUUUGAGGAGAAGAACAGGCUUCUGAAGGAGCGCCUAGACAGGCUGUUCUCUUGCAACGAACGUCGCUGCUCCAGGGCCCCCGUCUACGGCCGAGACCUCGUGGGGGCGUGUUCGGUGGCGGCCGACGGAAAGAGGGCUCCUCAGUUCUCCAGCGGAGUCAGCAAGUGGAGAUGGUCCGGCUUUGCAAACUGCCGCCUGUCUCUGAAUGCCUCCAGGGACUGCAACGAUCCGCUGCGGGAGCUGGUGCAGACGCUGGAGCAGCAGCGGGGGUCCCUGACCGAUGCGGUGAACAGGGGGCUCUGCGUGCUGCCAGCAGCCGUGGCUGCCCCUCCCUCUUUGCACGUGGCAAAGCUCCCCGCUUUGUACAGCCACCGAAUGAAGCUCCUCAGGUGCCGUCUGAAAGAGGAGGUCUCUCCUUACAUGCAUCAGCUGCAGCAGAUCACCGUUCCCCAGUUGCUUCAGUUUCCUGACCUCCGGCUGGUUCAGUGCGAUGCAGGGAAGCUGGAAGCGCUGGCCAUCUUGCUUCAGAAGCUGAAGCUGGAAGGGCGUCGGGUGCUGAUCUUGUCUCAGAUGAUCCUCAUGUUGGACAUCCUGGAGCUCUUCUUGAAUUUCCAUUUUCUCACCUAUGUCAGGAUCGAUGAAUACGCCAAUCAGGAAGAACGCCAGGAACUGAUGAAGAUGUUCAACAGAGACAAGCGCAUCUUCUGCGCCAUCCUGUCCUCCCACAGUCGUUCCACGGGGGUCAACCUUGUCGAGGCCGACACCGUCGUGUUCUACGACAACGACUUAAAUCCGGUGAUGGAUGCUAAGGCUCAGGAAUGGUGCGAUCGAAUCGGCAGGUGCAAAGACAUCCAUAUCUACAGGCUCGUCAGUGGUAACUCUGUAGAAGAGAAGCUCUUAAAGAAUGGUACAAAAGAUCUGAUCCGAGAAGUCGCUGCUCAGGGAAAUGACUACUCAAUGGCCUUUUUAACACAGCAAACCAUUCAGGAACUCUUUGAGGUUCAUUCCCCGAUGGAAGAUUCUGGCUUUCGCGUGAAAGCAGAAGAGUUUGUGGUGCUUUCUCAGGAGCCCUCCCCAGCAGAAACGAUCUCUCCCAAAGUCGCGAGGCCUUUCAUAGAGGCUCUCAAAAGUACAGAGCGAGAAGAAGAAGAGGAGUCCCAAAGCUACGUUGAGGACAUGGAGACUGAAUCGACUUUGGAGCCUCUCGUUUCGGAGUUUGGCAGGUCCCGGUAUCUCGAUGAGCCCUCUCAGCUGCAGGAGCUGGUUACUGUUGUGGACCAGCUCACCCCGAUUGAAAAGUAUGCCUUGAAUUAUCUGGAGUUGUUCCAUGUUUCCACGGAUGACAGUGAAAAGAAAGACAAUCAGAUGGAAGUGAGAACUGCGAAAAAGGUGUGGGAGACGCAUCGCCUGAAGGAGCUGAAAGAACAAGAAGAGCAGAUGCUUUUGGGCGGGGAGGAGGAGGAGCUCCUCACCUACACUCGGGAGGAUGCCUAUAGCAAGGAAUAUGUCUACGAAGGCCCAGAUGGACAAACAGAAAUAAUGCCGCUUUGGACUCCCCCCACGCCGCCUCAAGACGACAACGACAUUUACAUCGACUCUGUCAUGUGUCUGAUGUAUGAGACCACCCCGAUCCCGGAAUCCAAACUGCCUCCCGUGUACGUUCGGAAGGAGCGCAAACGCCACAAAACGGAUCCGUCCGCUGCAGGGAGGAAGAAGAAGCAGCGCCACGGAGAGACGGUCAUCCCGCCCCGAUCGCUCUUUGACCGGGCGACUCCUGGGAUGCUGAAGAUGCGGCGGGAGGGGAAGGAGCAGAAGAAGAACAUCCUCCUGAAGCAGCAGACGCAGUUCGCCAAGCCCUUGCCCACGCUUGUGAAGCCGGCGGCGGAGGCGGGCCAGGACAACCCGGAAUGGCUCAUCAGCGAAGACUGGGCCCUGCUCCAGGCAGUCAAGCAGCUGCUGGAGCUCCCGCUCAACCUCGCCAUUGUGUCCCCAGCCCACACCCCCAACUGGGACCUCGUCUGUGACGUGGUGAACUCCUGCAGCCGUGUGUAUCGCUCUCCAAAGCAGUGCCGCAGCCGCUACGAAAACGUCGUCAUUCCGAGAGAGGAAGGGAAGCUUAUGUAUGAAGCGAACCCUAAGAAGAAGACAAAAAGCAUUUAUAAGACAUUUAAUGAAUUAACCCCUGCAACGCCCCAUCAGACAAAGAACAGCCGCCCGCUUCGAACCAGUCAGCUGUACGCCCAAGACGAGGGCGCGAUGCACACCCAGCUGUACACGAAUCAUUUUGAGAUUAUGAAGAUGAUCGCUGGGAAGCGAAGCCCCCCGAUCAAGCCACUGCUCGGUAUGAAUCCCUUCCAGAAGAACCCAAAGCACACGUCUGUGUUGGCAGAGAGUGGAAUCAGCUACGAUAAGCCCCUCCCUCCCAUUCAAGUUGCAUCUCUCCGAGCAGAGCGUAUAGCCAAGGAGAAAAAGGCUCUGGCUGAGCAGCAAAGGGCCCAGCAGCAGGCAGGUCCGCAGCAGCAGCAGCAAUCUGGCCAAUCACAAACCCAGCAAGCCACCGUCCAGCAAGCCCAGCCGCAGUCCCAGGCCCAAGCCCAAGUGGUCCAGCAGCCCCAGGCCGUGGUGCAGACGUCCGCUACCACCGUGGCCAACACCGCAGUAUUGGCUGGUACAAUGAAAACAUCGGUGACUGGAACAAGCAUUCAGACGGCUACUGUGAGUGGGAACGUUAUUGUGAACACGGUGCCCGGAGCCCCUGCCGCGACCUUUCAGCCGAUCAACAAACGGCUGGCAUCGCCUGUAAUCCCUGGGACGCUGGCGGCUUCCGGCGGUGCGGCCACGGCCCAGGUGGUACACACCCAACAGAGGACAGGCACCACGCCCGCUGCCUCGACAGAAUUGGUGACCCUAGCGUCGACUCCAGGGGUCCGAGCUGUCACCUCUGUGACGGCAUCGGCUGUGGUAACCACCAACCUGACCCCGGUUCAGACUCAGCCAAGAUCUCUGGUUACUCAGGUCACGCCAGCCGCUCCAGCAGGCGUUCAGCUCUCGGGGAAGACGCUGUCCCAGGCUCACUUCCAGAUCCUGCGGCAGCAGCAGCAGGCAGCAGCACAAGUCCAGGUCCCUCAGAUCCAGGGCCAAGGCCAGGCCCAGUCGCCGGCCCAGAUCAAAGCGGUGGGGAAGCUGUCGCAGGAGCAGCUGAUCAAGUUGCAGAAGCAGAAGUUGCAGCUUCCCCAGCAGCAGGCCGCCCAGCAGCAAGCGCAGGCAGGAGCCCCGCAGCAGAGCACGCAAGUCCAAGUGCAGCAGCAGCCCCAGCAGCUCACAGCGGUCGCGGCACCGAGGCCCGGGGCAGUCCUGACGGGCACCACCGUCACCAACCUUCAGGUCGCUCGCCUGACUCGUGUUGCUGCUUCCCAGCUUCAAGCGCAAGGUCAGAUCCAGGCCCAGACGCCGCAAGCGGCCCAGGUGGCUCUGGCGAAACCUCCGGUCGUGUCUGUGCCGGCUGCCGUGGUAUCGUCCGCAGGAGUCACCACGCUCCCCGUUACUGUCGCCGGGAUUAGCGUUGCCAUUGGGCAGCCGCAGAAGGCAGCAGGAGGGCAGACCGUGGUGGCCCAGCCGCUGCACGUCCAGCAGCUCUUGAAGCUCAAGCACCACCACCAGGCAGCCCAGCAGCAGAAAGCCAUCCAGCCCCAGGUUGCCCAAGGACAGACUGCCGUUCAGCAAAAGAUGAACCCACAGCAGGUCCAGGCGCAACAGCAGACGUCGCAGCAGCAGAAAGUUGCCUACGCCACGCAGCCAGCUAUCAAAACGCAGUUCCUAACGACUCCCCUUUCUCAGGCCCAGAAACCUGGUGGAACCCAGCAAGUCCAGACCCAAAUACAGGUCGCAAAGAUUCCACAGGUGGUCUCACAGCAGGGAGCCGUGGCCAAUAUUCAGCAAAUGGUGUCCGUUUCCCAGCAGGUUCAAGCUCAGCCGCAGACAGUGACCUUGUCCCAGACAACGGCCGGACAGCAGCAGGUCCAGGUGAUCCCGGCCACCACCGCUACCGCUCAAGUGGUCCAGCAGAAACUGAUCCAGCAGCAGGUGGUCACGACAGCGUCGCCCCAGAUCCAGGGCCCCGGGGUACCCAACCCGUCCCCGGCCCCUGCCGACAGCCAGACUCAGCAAGCCAAAGUGCAGAUGAGGGCCCCGGUCCGAUUAAAGGCACCCAGCAAGCCGAGUUGAGCGUCAAGCUUGAAAGCGGGGAGGCAGGGGAAACGCAGCUCCCUUCGUGCUUUCCGCGAGCGUCAGGCGGGUUUCUCGCAAGAUCCACCUCUUCCACAAGGCUGCAAGUCUUCUCCGUGUGUAUGGAAAGAUCUUGGACAGCAGCUGCUUCUGCGGUGAACCUCUUCCCAGCUGGAACGUGUUUGGGGGGUCCUCGCUUCCUUGUUGUUCCAAGAGAACGCCCACCUGUUUUUCAUUUGCUUGUUCGAACCAUAUAGCGUGCAAAGAUUCGAUCUUUGCUUAUUUCCACCAAAAUGUAACAAUGGGGUUGUUUUCAGGUGUCUGUAGAAUUUUGUCUGCGUAUUCUAGACGAUUGUUCUCACUGCCAGAGGGGGGAUCGUACUGCGAGCGUGGGCUUCCUGUGCCCUGAGAGGGCAGCAGGGGACCCCUGAUAGCACUUGGCCAAACUGCCCUCUCUCUAGUUCCUCGGAAGUUGUGGUCUAAGCGGGCCUUUUGUCGAAUGGGGAGCGGCGGGCAAAAACGGACAAAGCGGAAGCAUUCCCUGCUACGUUAGCCAAUAAAUGUGAAAGAUUUGUAAAUAUCUGUAAUUACAAACCAUAUUCCAGGCUUCAUUUUUGGUAAGUCUU